Malassezia pachydermatis is the source of this 4047-nucleotide messenger RNA. RefSeq lists its product as hypothetical. The transcript has a single exon. Lineage: Eukaryota; Fungi; Basidiomycota; Malasseziomycetes; Malasseziales; Malasseziaceae. Bases 1 to 4047 code for a protein of 1348 amino acids. The record is from RefSeq and is a predicted model, not a curated record.
AUGACGCAGGGCCUGGCGGCGUGGGGCAUUACCACGUCGGAGCAACUCGUGCAAGUCCUCAAACGGCCGGAGAAUGCAUCCAAAGGAGGCGCUAUCCCUGCCUUGAAAAUCGACAUUUUCCAAGGGGCAUGGACCGAUGACACCUUGUACGUCCCCCAAAAGGCCGAGCUGUUGCUCGACUGUGCGCUGGAUAGCAUGAUGGCAAGCACGAAACGUGGGGCACAGCAUCAUCUGGAUCCUGCAUACUGGGCGCUUCUUACGGCCAUUCUAGCGUCCGAGGCAGUGUCCCCCGAUACCCUGCAUGGUCUCGUGGCCAAGCAUCAUGUCUGGGCGUUUCCUGCGUCGAUCGCAGCGGCGCCUAGCGUGGCUUUGUGGGAAUCGGCCGUGCUGGCUCUUACGAUUCUUCUGCCGAUUAGUAUCCGCCGCAUCGGCGCAAGUCAUAUCGAUACCGUCAAUGCGUGUCUCUGUGACGUGCUUCGUGCGCUGCCGCAGCUGUGUGAUGAGACUACGAUGGAGGAUACGACUCAGUUCUGGGCACAAUGUAUGCGUGCAUGGAUGCCUCAGUUAGAGCUUGGGACGAACAGCAAGAAGACGGCCAAGUUCUUCGUGAGCACCUCGCUUGUUCCUUGGGCCGAGGCGCACGUAUACCUCUCUACACAGCCCAACUCUGCCGCGGCGACCGACUUGGACACACUACUGGGCCGUUGGGCAGCGCACUCCCUCUAUGGCACUGCUCUUCUCGGCCCCAAGGUGUCCAUUACGCUACCGGACAUCACCGACUCUCUCGUGGAAGCGCUGCAACAGCACAUGGACGGUACGCAUGCGCGAAGUACUCGUGCCAUACUGCCUUGGGUCUUGACGAGCAUGGUCGAGAGUGUUUUUCCCUGGCAGGAGCGAGUGCAAGCGCCGCCUGCGCCGAUUCGGCAGGCGAUGCUUGAGCGUGUCAUUGUGCCGCUUUGUACACGCUUGUUGCAGGACACAGCGCAUUUGCAGGACUUGCUCGCCAUGGUCCGUACCAUAGACGACCUGCGUCUGUACCAGCCGGGCGGUGAGGACGAGGAUGCCUGGGCGGCGCUCUGGUCACGGUGCCUGGCAGCGGCACGUCCGACGGCCCACACGUCGAGCGUCGUCUUUUCACUACUGACUGCCUUGUGGCAUGUCGAUGCGGCUCGUAUGGAGUCCUAUAUACCCCUGUUCUUCCAGGCAGUCGGCCGCAUUUCGCGUUCGCAGGCAUCGUGGGACGCAGCGUGGACGUUGACCAAGGUCGUGCUCGAUACCUUGGCGGCUGAGCGACGUAUGCCGCGACUGUACGAGUACGUGUACGAGGCAGGCCAGGAGCUCUGUGGACCGACGGCAGCCCCAUCGGUCCUUUUUCAGCUCGGCGCCAGUCCCCUCUUGUGUGCAUCUAUGCGCACACACUGGCAGACGGGCUGGGCGCAGCACAUGUCGCCUGCGCAGCAACGUGAUACACUUCUCACUAUGCAGUCUCAUGCCACGGCGCCAGCCUCGACGGAUGCGCAGCGUGCUUUAUCGUGGCACAUGAUGGCCAUGUUGGUCAGCUGCGUGGCCACGCCUGUGGACGAGGUGGUGCCUGCGUUGGGCACUUUCCUUACAGAGACGCUAUCCCUCCCUAGGGAGGCCAUGCUGGCUCAUACUCAUGCCAUGGCCGCCGCUUUGCGAUUGGGUACACAGCUCUGUCCUGCUUUAUCGCCACCCCACAUUCCGCUGUCAUCCGAGACCCUCGCGUCGUUGGUCCAGCUCUUGUCGUGUGACACUUGCCCUCCCGCUUUGCUCAUUGAUGGGACGCGGUACCUCUAUGCUCAUGAGACCACGUGGCCAGGCAUAGCGACGUCGUUGAUGGCCCACCUGCGUGCUGGCCUGACCCACCCCGACCGCGUACUCGAGACGUGGGAUGGCCAAGUCCUCGGUGUGGAAGACGCGGCGUAUGUACCUGUGGCCUUAUGGCGUCAAUGCACUACACGAUGGCUCGCUGUGGUCGAUCAGUGUGCGUCAGACGCGCUUCUCGACCAACUUGUGGCCUACCUCCACGACACAUUGGCCCUACCGGUGACGUCCGUGGCGUGCUUGUCGGUGGGCAGCUGCUUGCGUGAACUGAGUACGCUGUGUGUACGCAAUGCGCAGUUCUUGGAACUGCGUCGUUGGCAGGCUGCUGUAUGGCGGCAUGUCGAUCAGGCGACAGAGGUAUGGGCUCACCAGGGCACGAAGAAGCACCUUGUGCCUACACUGCAAGGCCUCGCUGUGCUUUUCCAUACACCUGUGGCGUACGUCUCGCGUACGAUCGCCCAAACCUUGGCGCCACGUCUGUCCAAUUUGCACGCCUAUUUGUGGCACCACCCAUCUUGUCUCGCAGCGCAUGCACGCGCCUGUGCAGAUCUACAGCGGUUGCUGGCGCGCUGGUGCACGGCAUAUGCGCCCCCCUUGCCGUGCCUGUCAUUGCCAGCCUACCUCGAUACCCUUCAAACAGCAACGCUUCCGCCGAGCGCCACUGCCUCGACACUGACCGCAAGCUGCGUCCACUUGGUCCAUGCGUUGCUGCCACAUACAUCAGAAAGCCUCGGCCCCUUGGAUUCGCUGCAUGCGUGUGCCAUGCAAGAUCCAGCCUCGGAGCAGACACGCCUCGCUGCCGAUGUGCUUACAGCCGUGUUGGCAUAUGCACGUACGGCGGCGUGGGCUUUGCCUUUGCCGUCGUGGUCGGCGCUGCAAGCGUCUUGGCAGACUCUCCUAGCUUCUGUCCCGGACGCAGCGCCUUCUACGUACCAAGACAUGGCGCGCCGCCUCCGUGUUUGCGCGGCCUAUACUCGUCUGGUCUUGAUGUCGGGCACUGACCACCAAGCGUUGGAUAAUUUGGCGCAUACUCUGUGCCGCGCCAUGGCCCUACUUUGCCGUCCAUGUCCACAGAGCAGCGAAGCUUCCGACGCAGCACCCCUCGCCUCUGCCCUGCUCGAUGCGCUGCUGGCCAUCACGCCAGCCGUUGGCACCGAGCGGUAUGCGCGUGUGAUUGUAGCGUAUGCCGGCCUCCAUGCGACCUUCCCUUCGCUGGCGGACGACCUCCACUCGCAAUUCGUUCCGGCGUGGCAGCAGGUGUCGCGUGACGAGUAUGGAUCGACACUCCACACUCUUGCGUCCUUGCUGAGCAGCGAAUCGCAUGGCACGGACCAAGAACGAAGUUCGUUGCUGGGCGCCAUCGCCGUGGUAUUGCAGUAUGGGCCACCUGGUACCAGCAAGCAGACAGGCCCAUUUCUCUCGAUGCUGUGGCUACGUCUGUCGUUCUUGCUUACUCAAUCGCCCUCGCUUACGCUGCCCGUGGUCGCCCUGGUCGAACGUGUAUGCCAGUAUCGUGCACGAGCUCUACGGCCUUUUGAUGUGCCGCGCCUCCUCUCGCUUUUAAGCGCCGUACUUUCGCCUCGUGUCCCACGUACUGCGCCUACCAUGCACGCAAGUUCUGCCAGUGCCAUCUUCCAGCAUGUGUGUGCUGCCCUUCGCGCCUUGGUACACCAACGCAAGGACUUGCUAGCGCCAUGCCUCCCGCAUCUUACCCAGCUUCUGGGCAUGCCAUGGCGUCUCCUAUCGUCCGUCUUGCGUGCGAAUACAGGCUCGGUGGUGCUGCACCACUUGGCCAGUACUAUGCCAUGCUGGCUCGACGUCCAUCUGCACCCAUUGAGCGUGGCCGAUGCGCAGGCUUUCAGCCGUCUGCUCACAGAACUAGGCGCCAAAACACCCAUCCAUCCCUCGCUUACGAAGCGGAGUAAGACCGAGAUGCCUGGCACCAUGGAAUCCCUAAGCAAGCCCAUGUCGAAGCAUGCCGUCUACAUCCUGGUGGCAUACGUACGCUGUCUUACUAUGCCAGACACGACCAUUGAUGUAUCCUUACGUCAAGCCUUGCAGCCUGGUCUCUAUGCCCUAUGCGAAUUGUGCGGCGAGUUCGAGCGCGAUACCGCCUUGAAAGGUAUGCUCGAUGCUAGCGGCCAACUCGUAUUUAAAGCCCUCUGGCGUGAAUGGGAGCGACAACGAUACAGGGGCGAUUAA